Molecule: messenger RNA, 10481 nt
Organism: Mercenaria mercenaria
Lineage: Eukaryota; Metazoa; Mollusca; Bivalvia; Venerida; Veneridae
Exons: 12
Coding region: 168-2327 (719 amino acids)
Molecular function (GO): metal ion binding
Source: RefSeq, a predicted model, not a curated record
GGGGAUUAGGAACAACCGAUUGGAACCCAGCUUGUCACAUUUUGACCCAAUCAAGCGCUAGUAAAUAUGAGUGCCAGUUGAAUGGCGGGAGAAAAAGAAAAGAAAACAAGAUAUUUACAAAAGAACCCGUACAGAUUGUUAGUAAGUGGUAACAUAACUAGAAGAAAAUGGCAACUAUAGUGAAUAUAUUUGGGAAGUUGUACACUUUCCUGAGACGACCACAACCAGAACAAAAUGGUGCAGAUGAAAACCAGUUGUUGGGUCAAAAUACUGAUUGUACCACACAGAAAGGUGCUGUUGCUGUUGGUGCUGAAAAAGCAGACGUGUCCCAGCAGUCUGAAAGAAAUGAACAGGGUGUGCAGGAUGGGGGAGCUCCCAGAAAGAAAAUGGAUCAGUUUGAAAAGUGUAUGACAGAUUCUACUGCCAGUAGUGAUUGGGAACAUAUUCCAGAAGCUUCAGGUCAAGGUCAGAAGAUGGCUGAUGGUGUAGACAGAAAAAAUAGUGCUAAACUGUGUAGUGUUAAACCAGAGAUACAGUUAAAUGAAAGCACACUCUCGGGGACAGAUAUAGAUGCUGCAUAUGCAGUGAGUCUUAAUAGUGGUCAGCUUCAGGAUAGUAGUUCAAAGGAGGAGAAACGUGAUGCCAAUACCUGUCAAGACAACGUGGAAAUGAACAAAUCCGUCACUUCACCAGAAAAGAUAGCAAGUCAAGAUGCUGGAAAACCUGCUGUAACAGAUGAGGGGUCAAAUGAUCAAACACAGAACCGUGGCAAUGUGAGUGAAAAGUCGGGAAAAGAAGGCUCUGGAGGAAAGAAAUGCAAAGAAAGUAAAAAGGGAAAAGAUGAGAAAGUGUGUAAGUACUACAGUCAAGGACAGAAGUGUUGGAGAGGGACCAAAUGCAAAUUUGCUCAUUUGAAAGAAGGAAAACAAGUAAACAGUGAUGAUGUUGCUGAAACUGUAAGGCCAGAGAAAGCAAUGGAUGAGGAGGAGUUCAGUAGUUACAUAGAUUUUGUUUAUCAUAACACUGAACAUGGUGUCCAGAUCAAGGCAAAAGAUUUAUUCUACAAAUUGGGUUUUGAAAAAGGUGCAGAUCUUAACAUAGUUGGAGAUGCAGUGCUUGGACAGUAUCGAUUAGCAAAGAGUAGAAAUAAUUGGCCUUGGGUUAAAGAUGCAAGAUACUUUGCGGAGUUAUUCUUUGCCCCAGAUUGGAUAGAUCAAAAUUUACCACAUAGAGAUGUAAAAUCAAACAGGAAGAACAGACAAAGCAAGAAGAGCAAACAUAAUCCAAAUGAGAAUUUUGAAAAUCCUAGUGGAAUAUGUCGAGAUUUCCGGUUGAAGGAGAACCCGGACAUACAGACUGUGUGUGCUAAUGCAGCUGGUGACAGUAAUAGCAACACUGUCAAAGGAAAACCUUCAUCAUCAGAAGGCCCGGCAGGAAACCAUGGGGAUGGUGCAAAUGUUAUUACAGGAAAACCUGGGAAUGUAGAUGAAUUGGUCACAGACUACACAGAACAAGUUAUCCAGGAGGCAAUGAAGAUGGCGAUUAGUGACGGUCUGUCGGAAUCAGCCAUUAUGGAGGUUAUAGAUGAUGUCACAUCAGGAGGCAAGAUAAGCACCCCGCGGAAACAUGGCAAACAGGCUAAACUUGAUGUUAGCAGAACUCCACGUUGCAGACCUGAACAGCUGGCUCUUGGAUUCAAUUACCAUUCUGAUCUUGUUGUUCAGCAGUCACCAAAAACUGUCAGAGGGGAGAUAAUUCCACUUGAUACACUUCCACAGCCACGUGAACGCCCAGAACAACUUGCCGUAAGCUUUAAUUACCUAGCUGAACAGUUGAUAAAAGAGUCACCUAAAACAGAAACAGGAGAAGUUUUAAUUCCAGGUGUGAUCACAACUCCGAGAAGGUUGGCACGUGAUCAGUUGGCAAUAGGGUUUAACUAUCACUCUGACCUCAUUGCUAAAGAUUCUCCAUCAAAGGGAAAUCAGAAUGAGAAUAUUGAAGUGUCAGAAGAUAAAAAUGCUAAAAACAAGAAGAAUAACUCUCACACAUUAAUGAAUGGAAUCCACAAUGGUUGUAGUGAAGAGCUUGGUGUGAACAGUAAAGUUAAAUCUGCAAAGAGAUCUAUAAGUGAUACAUUUGCUGUUGGGUUUAGUUACAACUCUGAUCAGAUCAUUAAAGAAUCAUUGGAUGAAAUAAAUGGAAAUCUACCUAAUGAUAACAAUGUAUUAAGCCUUAUUGAAGAUGCAGUGAUUGGAGAAGGUAGAAAUAUAGUUGAAGUUACUGAUGAGAUACCGGCUUCCGGUCUACCUGCUGGUAGUGUGUGGUGAAAAAAUAUGUUAUUAUUACUGUGUACGGAUCAUCCUUAUAUAUCUGCUGGAUGUUAAAAGGAUGUGAUCAGAUUUUCAAUAAAAAUAGUGUGAAUGAACCUAAAUUAAGAAUAGAAGACCUUAGGUAAACUCUCCAGCAUUUUCAAACUAUGAUCAGAAUUAACAGUUUAUUUUGUUUGUUAAAUAUUGUUUUGCAGUUGGCUUCUACUGUGCCAUUGGGAAUCCAAUUGGGAUUGUGACCCAUUAUCGCCAUUAACAUAAGCUGUAAAAAAUUCUGUGACUUUAGUAUCUCCUGGUAUGGUUUUAUGUAUGUAUGUAUGUAUGUUAAUAAUUUCUGGUGGUCAUGCCUGCAUAGGUAUGAAAUUAGAAUUUCUCUUUCCAUGUACUGAUUUUGCAGGAUGCCUUCAUGGGGAAAGUUAGAGCUUAGAAGCUAUGACGUGAGCUGUAGUGCUAAAGACACUUGAGUAACACGAAAUGAUGGGGUUUGACAUUUUUGGUACAAUACUAAAUUCUAUGAACAGUUUGUGGGUAAUGGUAUAGUGUAUAUUAAAUGAUCUCGGAAUGUUUAAAAAACAGUAUUAAAAUGAAAGUUGUUGUCACAACUAUAUUCUCAGGAACUAUUUUUAGCUCAUCUGUCACAUAGUGACAGGGUGAGCUUUUGUGAUCACCCGUCGUCCGUCUGUCCGUCCGUGAACAAGAUGGAGACCACAUUUUGUAUUUGAUUUCAAUCAAACUUGCACUUGACUUGUAUGGGCAUAAUAUCUCGGUUCCUUUCGAAAACUGACCAGAUCCCAUCAUGGGUUCCAGAGUUAUGGCCCCUUAAAGGGCCAAAAUUUGCUUUUUUUGGCUUGUGAACACGAUAGAGAAACAUUUUGCAAUCAGCCUUAAUCAAACUUGCACACAACUUGUAUUGGCAUAAUAUCUUGGUUCCUUUCGAAAACUGGCAAAAUCCCAUCAUGGGUUCCAGAGUUACGGCCCCAUAAAGGGCCAAAAUUAGCCAUUUUUGGCUUGUGAACAUGUUAAGAGACCACAUUUUGCAAUCAACUUUAAUCAAACUUGCACACAACUUGUAUUGGCAUAAUAUCUCGGUUCCGUUCGAAAACUGGCCGGAUCCCAUCAUGAGUUUCAGAGUUAUGGCCCCUUAAAGGGCCAAAAUUUGCUAUUGCUUGUAAACACGAUAGAGACAACAUUUUGCAAUCAACUUUAAUCAAACUUGCACACAACUUGUAUUGGCAUAAUAUCUUAGUUCCUUUUGAAAACUGGCCAGUUCCCAUCAUGGGUUCCAGAGUUAUGGCCCCUUAAAGGGCCAAAAUUUGCUAUUUUUGGCUUGUGCAGUCAUAUAGAGACUUCAUUUAUCGUUUGAUUUGAUACAAACUUGCAAAAUAUCUUCAACAACAAUAAAUUUUGGAUUCCGUGAUGAAUCUGUCAGAUCCAGUUAUAAGUUCUGGAGUUAUUUUAUAUCCGGUUACCUCCCCUGAUUUUAAUCAAAAUGAAUUUUUAUCAGUAAGUACUUACAGGACUCAUUUGAAAUUUCAUUAUUGUCAUUAGUUGGACUCAGACAAUCAGGGUAGAUAAUUAUGGACUGAUUUUAUGUCAAAUUACCUCCUUUUAUUUCAAAUUAGAAUGGGUAUAUCUCCAUCACUAAUGAAAAUACUGAUGUGAAAUUUUGUUUAUGCCAUCAGAUGGACUUGGACAUUCAGUGAAGAUACAUAUUGACUGAUUUUAUGACAAAUUACUUCCCUUUAUCUUUUAUGUAAAUGAAUAUACCUAGCAGCUUCUAAUGAGAUUGGUUCUAAACAUUAUUUAUGUCUUCCAUGGUAAGAAAUUUCUGCUUUAACUUACUUUUCUAAUAUAUUGUUGUAAAGGCUUGUACUCUGUAUCUUCUACAUGCAUAUACCAAUGCAUGAUUACCUCCCCUGAUUUUAAUAAAAAUGGAUUUAUUUUCAGUUGUAUCAUAGCUUUGUGUUUUUUCUUAACAAAUUUGGUGCAGGUAAAUUGUAUACACUGUGUGCAGGGUGCGGUAACUAAAAGUGUGCAGGUAUUAAAUACCCGCACGCUAGUUACCGCACUGUUGGAUAGGAACAGCAGACAGCAGUGUAUUUUAUUGAUUUUCUGCUCUCGCAGUAGUUUAUUUUACCUGGGCUUUACACAUUUGUCAAGCAAGGAUUUUUAGUACUCACUAAACUAUAUAUGGCAGUGUGGAACGCCUACUGAAGUACCAUAUAUGGAUAGCUAUGAUACAAAACAGAAAGAACAUUAAAACUCUCGGGUAAACAAUUUAUACUCGGGCUACGCCCCCUCAUACAAAUCAUUUACACUCGAGUUUUAAUGCUCUUUCUAUUACUAAGUCUUUAUAGGACUUAUUUGAAAUUUCAUUAUUGUCAUUAGUUGGACUGGGACAAUCAGGGUAGAUAACUAUGGACUGAUUUUAUGUUAAAUUACUUCCCUUUGUUUCAAAUUAAAAUUGGUGUAUCUCAUUAACCAAUGAAGAUACUGAUUUGAAAUGUCAUUUUUGCCAUCAGAUGGACUCGGACAAUCGGGGUAGAUAACUUUUGACUGAAUUUUUGACAAAUUACCUCCCUUAACUUUAUGUAAAUGAAUAUAUCUCAGCAGCAUCUAAUGAGAUUGGUUUUAAAUGUUAUUUAAGUCUUCCAGGGUAAGGAAUAGUCAUGCUAGUACAAAAAUGCAGCAUUUGAGCCAAGGACCCUCAAACUUGGUAUGGAGAUUGGCUAUGAUUAGUAUGUGACCCAUAGGUCAAAAGGGACAGUUACAAGAAAAUAUCUAUCCUGAUGAUAUUUAAAGUGUGUGCCUAUGUGAUCUAUGUCAAAACUUGAUCUUAUCAUUAAGAGCAAUAGUACUCAGGUGAGCAAUCUAGGGCCAUCAUGGCCCUCAUGUUUAUAAAUUUUAUGGAACCUUCCAUCUCGCAUGAUUAAGGCAGCGUUAUAUGUGUGAUUUUUGUCUUGUGCCUUGAGUUUCCAUUAGUUCUUUGAUUAAUAACUACACUCACUUCUUUAAUGUGUGUGAAAUGUAAAAUUUUGCUGUUGAAACACCUGUAUAUAUCAUAGGAUAGUUAAUUUCAUUGUUAGAGUUUUUGCUUAUUUAUGGUAUUUUAUGUUGUUUUGGUAGAUUUUACGACUUUCCAACAUUUUAGUAUUUUUGUCUAUGAUGUUCAGUUUUGAUUAUUAGGGCAACUUCUUUUGUAACAUUUUUUUCCUCAUGCAGAUAUUUAAGAGAAAGAAAAUUUGUAUUAACCACAUGCAAAGAACAUUUAAAAUGUUGGUUACUUACGGUCUUCUCUGAAAAUUUUACUGUUUCAUGAGUAACGUUAACCUAUGGCCCUGCUAAAUUUCUAAAAUGGACUGGUCCAUCAUUCAGUUUGGGCAGUACCGCUUGUUUAUCAAAGGGGUGUUCACUGAAAAUUUACUGACUGAAUAGCGAAUAGUGCAGACCAUGAUCCAAAUAGAGCAGACCAUGAUCAGUCUGCACAGAUGUGCAGGCUGAUCUUGGUCUGCACUGGUCACCAAGGCAGAAUCACUUACCACCAGCAGGCUAAAGGUUAAUUGUCUGUUUAUAUCGGUGCCAUAUGAUGUAAAAGGUUUGCAUUUGUCAAAAGUUUUCUGGUAUAUUGUUGUUGGUAAUUAUACUCCCAGAUUCAAAGUAGACAAAGAAGGCUAUGUUGGAGUUGCAGAUAUCCGUCUCUUGGUCUGUCCAUUUGUCCUUCAUCUACAUUUGUGUGCACUUUAUAUCUUUUAAAUGGCAGGAAGAUUUUCAUCUAACUAGCAUCAGUUGUAAACCAUAACACAGGUCACUUUAUCCAUGGUCAAGGUCACAGUUGGGAGGUCAAAUAUCAAAUAACUUUGUGUCCACUCUACAUCUUCUUAACUGCUUGGAAACUAACCUAAAAUAUUUACCUCAUCAUAACACAGUGGUGAGUGCACAACCCAGGUCACUAGGUCUAGGGUGAAGGUCACACUUACAUGUAGGUCCAGAUCAAUGAGCUCAAACUUGUUUCUGCUCCGUAUCUUCACAACCACUGGGAGGAAUUUCAUAACACUAAUAACAAUUAUUGUUAACCUCAUCAUGAGGACAUGCGGAGUGCAUAAUGUCAUUAGGUUCAAGAUACAGGUCCCACUUGAAGGUCAAAGGUCAUGAUCACAUUUUAUUUGCCCUGUAUCAAGGUGUAGUCCUGGGGUAUUAAUCACAUCUAAUGAUAGCUCUAAUUGUUACAUGUUUUGAAACAUUUGUUGUGACAUUUUUAAUCCCGCGCCACAAGUGGUGGGGUGUUAUAGGAAUGGUCUCCGUCCAUCCUUUCGUCCAUCUGUCCGUAACACUUUCGUGUCCGCUCCAUAUAUCCUUAACCCCUUGAGGGAUUUUCAUGAAACUUUGGUCAAAUGAUCACCUCAUCAAGACGAUGUGCAGAACCCAUGAGUCAGCCAUGCCGGCUCAAGGUCAAGGUCACAACUCCAGGUCAAAGGUUUGAGCCUUCCAUUUUGUGUCCGCGCUAUACCUCCUAAACCCCUUGAAGGCUUUCAUCAAACUUUGGUCAAAUAAUCACCUCAUCAAGACGAUGUGCAGAACUCAUGAGUCAGCCAUGCCAGCUUAAGGUCAAGGUCACAACUGAGAGUCAAAGGUUUUAGCCUUCCAGUUUGUGUCCGCUCUAUAUCUCCUAAACUCCUUCAAGGAAUUUUAUAAAACUUGGGUCAAAUGACCACCUUAUCAAAACGAUAUGCAGAACUUACGAGUCAGCCAUGCUGGCUCAAGGUCAAGGUCACAGCUUAGGGUCAAAGGUGUCCACUCUAUCUCCUAAACCCCUUGAAGGAUUUUCAUCAAACUUUGGUCGAAUGAUCACCUCAUCAAGAGCUCAUGAGUCAGCCAUGUCAACUCAAGGUCAAGGUCACAACUCAAGGUCAAAGGUUUGAAGGAUUUUCAUGAAACUUGGGUCAAAUGAUCACUUCAUCAAGAUGUUGUGCAGAAUUCAUGAGUCAGCCGUAUCAGUUCAAGGUCAGGGUCACAGCUAAAGGUCAAAGGUUUACCCUUUCACUUUCCAUAACAGUGGUGGGGGAUUUAGCUGCCUUUCAGACUGCCUUGUUGCAAUUAAGAUUUUUUUUGUUUGAUCAAAGUUGCAAAUUGUGUUCCUCAAAGAAUUGAUAAAAUUUUGCAUUGUUGAAUUUCAUAGUGCUAAUUUAUUUUUAGCUCGACUUUUCGAAGAAAAAGUAGAGCUAUUGCAUUCGCCCGGGUGAUGCCGUUGUCGUUGGUUAAAGUUUUUGAUAAAGUCAAAUACCUCUGUUACUAUCAAAGCUAUUGACUUGAAACUUAAAAUAGUUAUUUACUAUCAAAGUCCUCACCAGGAGAAACAAUCCCCAUAACUCUGGUUUGAAUUUUGACAGAAUUAUGCCCCUUUUUAACUUAGAAUUUUUGGUUAAAGUUUUUGAUAAAGUCAAAUAUCUCUGUUACUAUCAAAGCUAUUGACUUGAAACUUUAAGUACUUAUUUACCAUCAAAGUCUACACCAGGAAAAACAAUCCCCAUAACUCUGUUUUGAAUUUUGUCAGAAUUAUGCCCCUUUUUAACUUAGAAUUUUUUGUUAAAAUUUUUGAUAAAGUAAAAUAUCUCUUACUUUUAAAGCUUUUUGACUUGAAACUCAAAAUAGUUAUUUACUAUCAAAGUCUACACCAGGAGACACAAUUCCCAUAACUCUGAUUGAAUUUUGACAGAGUUAUGCCCCUUUUUAACUUAGAAUUUUUUGUUAAAGUUUUUGAUAAAGUCAAAUAUCUCUGUUACUAUCAAAGCUAUUGACUUGAAACUUAUAAUAGUUAUUUACUAUCAAAGUCCUCACCAGGAGAAACAAUCCCCAUAACUCUGAUUUGAAUUUUGACAGAAUUAUGCCCCUUUUUAACUUAGAAUUUUUUGUUAAGGUUUUUGAUAAAGUCAAAUAUCUCUGUUACUAUCAAAGCUAUUGACUUGAAACUUUAAGUAUUUAUUUUCCAUCAAAGUCUACACCAGGAAAAACAAUCCCCAUAACUCUGUUUUGAAUUUUGUCAGAAUUAUGCCCCUUUUUAACUUAGAAUUUUUUGUUAAAAUCUUUGACAAAGUCAAAUAUCUCUUACUUUUAAGCUUUUGACUUGAAACUCAAAAUAGUUAUUUACUAUCAAAGUCUACACCAGGAGACACAAUUCCCAUAACUCUGAUUGAAUUUUGACAGAGUUAUGCCCCUUUUUAACUUAGAAUUUUUUGUUAAAGUUUUUGAUAAAGUUAAAUAUCUCUGUUACUAUCAAAGCUUUUGAUUUAAAACUUAAAAUAGUUAUUUACUAUCAAAGUUUACACAAGGAGACACAGUUCCCAUAACUCUGAUUUAAAUUUUGACAGAAUUAUGCCCCUUUUUAACUUAGAAUUUUUUGUCAAAGUCUACACCAGGAGACACAAUUCCUAUAACUCUGAUUUGAAUUUUGACAGAGUUAUCUCUUUUUAACUUGGAAUUUUUUUACUGGCAAAGCUCUAAUUCAGAGUCAAGCGCAGAGAAAAGUCAUGCGCGCUGUCUUACGUUCAGCUCUUGUUUAAAAGGUCAGUAAUUUCAUUGAAAAUAUAUAGCAGUGCACUAGAAAGUUGCUGUCUCCUUGUUGUGGAAAAUGAGAAGCUUUCUAAUGGUCUGCUGAAAUUUUGUUCUUGUGUACAUUGUUUGAAAGUUUAAAUAUAUUGCUUCUUGUAGGGGUAGUGUUUCCAGAAGGUGGAAAAAACAUCUCAAGAAAGCUCAGAAAUUUUGGGACAUUAAGGGCACCAAACCACUACAGAACAAACAAAAACAGUAUUGUAAAUGCUUUUUUUGUAGACAUAGACCUUGGGUAGGUAUUACCAGGUAUUGGGCAGGUAACAAUAAAGUUGACAGUAAAAUGGGGGCAGUAAUUGAGAAAUAAAGAAGACACAUAAUAAGAAAAAAUGCUUUUGAUAUUGAAACAUCUUUGUUUUAACCAAUAAGGUAUUUGGGAUAUUCAUACUUGUCUGGUUGCAGCAAUGAGGCAAAUGAUUUGUGUGCUUGAUUACUGAAAAAAUGAUGUUUUGAACAAAAUAUUGCAUUUAUAAAUGGGCAUGAUGGUCAUUGGACUAUUUUUGAUGUAUUUUUGCUUAUAUCUGGUACUAUGCCUCAUGCUUGCUUUGAAGAUUGAUCUCUCGAUUAUAGAAAAAGCAGGGGCAACUGUCUUGAUACUUUAGCCAAAUAAUUUACUAUGUGUCCUUUCUCAUGAGCUAGUUCUACCCACCACAAACGGAAGUUUGGGGGUAUAUAGGAGUGAGCUUGUCGGUCAGUCCAAUUGUUUUCAUGGUUUUCGGACAAAAACUCGUGAAAGGCUUGACAGAUUUAAAUAAUUUUUGGAACACAGGUGUAACAUCAUAAAAUACAGGUCAAGUUCGACUUCGAGGUUAGUAGAUCAAAGGUCAAGGUCACAAUGACCCGGAACAGUUAAACAAUCUCCAGAUGAAACUUGAAACGCUUGGGCCUAGGAUCAUAAAUUUUGGUACACAGGUGUAACAUCAUAAAAUAGAAGUAAAGUUAGUCUUUGAGGUCACUAGGUCAAAGGUCAAGGUCACAAUGACCUGGAACAGUUAAACAUUUUCCAGAUGAUAACUUGAGAACGUUUGGGCCUAGGAUCAUGAAAGUUGAUAGGGAUGUUGGUUAUGACCAGCAGAUCUGAUGACCCCUAUUGAUUUUGAGGUCAGAGGUCAUGGUCACAGUUAUCUGGAACAGUAUAACCGUUUCUGGACUAUAAGUUGAGAAUGCUUGGGCUUAGGAUUAUGAAAGUUGAAAGUCAGUCAUGACUAGCAGAUGACCCCUAUUGAUUUUGAGGUCACAUUGACCCAGAACAGUAGAACUUUCCUUGCAUGGUUUACAGAUUUAAAUUAUUUUUGAUACACAGGUGUAACAUCAUCAAAUAUAGGACAAGUUCGACUUUGACAUUGGCUUACUUUUGUGACAAGGCCGUAUUGUGGGGGUAUAAUUGUCACUUCUGUGACAGCUCUAGUUAUCUCUUGUUUGAUAUAGUUGUUAGAAGUUAUUGACUGUAAUAUCAUGUUGUUUAUUGAUGUAAAUAUUUGCAUUUAGGGCAGGGAUAUGGUGCUUGUUUAUGUCUCGGAAAGAGAUGAAUAAAAUACUGUACAAUAUGAA